AGGAACACAUCUUAGAGAAGUAACAGCAUGAUCAAAUACGAAAUGACUACAGUUGAUCUGGAGGCCUGUGUAGGGGAUGUUUAUCAGCCGACAGUUGUACCCUUACCGGUUAAGUCGUCCAGUAGUUGGAUAUGGAAGACGGUCGCUGUAAUCGUCUUCCUCUGCCUCUCUGCCACAGCUUCAUUAUUCUUUGCCUGGCAUUUGAUGAAACAAGACAAAGGAGAAAUUCAAAACUUCGAGUCUGGCAAGCAAAUCAGCACACCAUCAGAGCAUGGGAAUAUCCUGAAGCAAAUUGCUGAGAGCACAAAGGCAGCCAUUCAUUUACAUGCUAAGCAAGAGUCAGGUUCACUGAAGUGGGUCAGCGGUGUGGAUCAGUCCUUUGUCCAGGGUGGCCUUAAACUGGUAGAAAAUGACAUUCUCAUUCCCGCAGAUGGCCUUUACUUUGUGUACAGCCAAGUGUCAUACUCCGUACACUGCAAAUCGAACAAAGACAACGAGGAAGACGAACUUCACUUAAGCCACAGUAUUUGGCGUUAUUCAGAUGCAAUGGGACCAGAAAAGAUGCCCUUGCAAAACUCAGUCCAAAGCGUCUGCCAAUCAGGACAGAAAGAGAAGACCACGUACAGCACUCUCUAUCUUGGUGCUGUUUUUAAGCUUUUGGAGGGUGAUAAGCUCUCAACCAAAACCAGCAAAGUAACUGACAUUGAUGAAAACUAUGCCAAAACAUUUUUUGGAGUAUUUGCAUUGUGAGGUCAAUCAUAAUUUGCUAUAUGAGUUAGUUGCAUGACCUGUUUUACAAACAGGGAUGCCACGAGUACAAAGACCAGGCGUUUUAUGUUAAAACGUUGAAAGUAUGUUCUCAGGGCAUUUGUUUAAAAGUACUUUGACGACUAAUGAGAGUCCCUAUUGUGAUAUAUAAUACUGUUUUGAGUCUAAAACAAAACAAAUACAAUGUGAGCCAUGCACUGAGUACUAUGCACCCAGUCAUGAGCAGUAUACCAAGGGCACUACACCUCUCAUAUUUAUUUUAAGCUAAUAUGAUAGUUAUAAUCUUACAUAUUUCAUUGUAGAAAUAUUAAGGAAUGUGAAUGUUUGAAAGAAAAAUGUUUUUUCAGUAUGUUAAAUUAUUUAAAACUUUUUGCAUAUUUAAUGUUUUUAAUUGUAUUAUUUAACUAUUUAUUAAUGAGUAUGUAUGCUAUAUUUUCUUGAAUGUACUAUUCUAAAAGUGCUUUGAUUCACUCCUCUAUGAUUCUGACACUUUUACAUU
Molecule: messenger RNA, 1267 nt
Organism: Xyrauchen texanus (razorback sucker)
Lineage: Eukaryota; Metazoa; Chordata; Actinopteri; Cypriniformes; Catostomidae
Product: tumor necrosis factor-like
Exons: 4
Coding region: 28-750 (240 amino acids)
Biological process (GO): immune response
Cellular component (GO): membrane
Molecular function (GO): tumor necrosis factor receptor binding
Source: RefSeq, a predicted model, not a curated record